UUUUUAAAUAAUAGAUGGAUGGCACAUUUUCUUGAGGAUUUAGUCAUGCACAAUUGCCUUGACUUGUUCAGGAAGAGAAGGAAACAGGGAUGAAUAUGAAGAUUGUUUUGAAAGUUGAAUGGGUAAAUGAGGGGUAAUAAGCCGUUCAGUUUUAGGUUUGUUGACUUGCCCAAAUCAUUCAUGUAAUUUGAAGGGCAAAUACAGACUUUUCCAAGUCCCUUCUUUCGGUUUGUCUCGAGUAUCUAUUUGGUGAUUUUGGUAUGGGAGUACCCACCAACCAGGCCAACAUUAGUUGCAUCCUCUCUUGACUAUAGAUAUCUUUAUGCAAAAUACUCAGAACUGCUAUGCAAAAAGCAAAGUGCAAAAAUCUACUUUCUUUUCACUUAAAUAUCUCACUCAGUCCAAUCCAUCUCCCCCACUCUUUCCUACUUUCAUUCAAGAAAAGCAAAAGGAGCAACAAUGGCGUUUCCUCUUCAAGAAAUAAAGCUUCCCAUAUUACCAUUUUCUAUGUUGAUUAUCAUCUCCAUCCUCGGCAGAAGCUUGCAUGCAAGCGACCCUCCUCUAACUUUAGACUACUAUGCUCCCACCUGCCCCAGUGUGUUUGAGAUUGUCAAGAAAGAGAUGGAAUGUGAAGUUAUUUCUGAUCCACGCAGUGCAGCUUUGAUAGUUAGAUUACAUUUCCAUGACUGUUUUGUUCAGGGAUGUGAUGGUUCAGUUUUGCUAGAUGACACAAUCACCCUGCAAGGGGAAAAGAAAGCUUCAACAAACAUAAACUCUCUAGAAGGAUUUAAAAUCAUUGAUAGAAUUAAGAACAAGAUCGAGUCCGAGUGCCCCGGAAUAGUGUCUUGUGCAGAUAUUCUCACCAUUGCAGCAAGAGAUGCAGUCCUUCUGGUUGGUGGACCAUAUUGGGAUGUUCCUGUUGGAAGAAAAGAUUCUAAAACUGCAAGUUUCGAGCUCGCGGCAUCAAAUAUUCCAACAGCAGAUGAGGGUCUGCUAUCUAUCAUUACCAAGUUUCUUUACCAAGGCCUUUCUGUUACUGAUUUGGUAGCUCUUUCAGGGGCGCACACUAUUGGCAUGGCACACUGUGCAAAUUUUCGGGCGAGGAUUUACGGGGACUUUGAAACAACUUCGGAUAGAAGUCCAGUGUCUGAGACAUAUCUUAACAACUUGAAAUCUAUGUGCCCAGCUACAGGAGGAGGGGACAAUAACAUAUCAGCAAUGGACUAUGUCACGCCUAAUCUUUUCGACAACUCUUUCUAUCAUUUACUAUUGAAAGGAGAUGGCCUGCUAAACUCAGACCAAGAACUGUACUCGAGCAUACUCGGACUUGAAACAAAGAAUCUUGUGAUAAAGUAUGCCCAUGAUCCAAUUGCUUUCUUUUACCAAUUCUCAGAUUCCAUGGUGAAAAUGGGAAACAUUACAAAUCCUGAUAGCUUUGUCGAUGGAGAAAUUAGGACGAACUGCAGAUUUGUGAACACAUGAGCUGGCAAAUUGUGGGCUCGCGGAUAGUGAUUUGGUUUUAUGUUGUUUAUUUGUUAUGACAAGUGGUGGAAAACACAGAUUAUUUAUGUAAUAAUAUUAGCCAUUGGUUAAUAUUAAGGCUCAAUUUCUCUUCGAUUUAUUUUAUGUAAGCUAUAUUAUUUCUCUUUUUCUCA
Messenger RNA from Populus trichocarpa (black cottonwood), 1655 nucleotides. Its product is annotated as peroxidase 11. The transcript is spliced from 4 exons. Gene Ontology annotation, molecular function: peroxidase activity; heme binding. Lineage: Eukaryota; Viridiplantae; Streptophyta; Magnoliopsida; Malpighiales; Salicaceae. The coding region runs from base 460 to 1482 and encodes 340 amino acids. Gene Ontology annotation, biological process: hydrogen peroxide catabolic process; response to oxidative stress. The record is from RefSeq and is a predicted model, not a curated record.